UUGACCGGCGGUUAAAAAAGCUUCGUAGUGUGCGAUUAAUCGCCAAAUUGUCCGGCUAUGCCGCGCGCCGCUUGGUAAUUAUUUUUGCUGAGUCCGCGUAUGGUCGGCAUGUUGGCAGCUUAGAUAUCGGUAAUCGAAUUAGAAUCGAUAAUUGAAAAUUACAAUCUUUUCGUACGAGGUAUAUCGUAAUAAGAAAAUCGCAAUGCCCGAAAAACGGGAUUUUGCCACACUGUUCCAAGGUACCAGCCCGCAGCUGAUAGCUGUUCUCACGGGUACACUGGUAGCCAUUUCCGAUGGCAUGCAUUAUGGUUGGACGGCACCCGUAAUCCCCAUAUUGCUCAACGAACAAACAAGGCCGUUUGAAACAACUCUACACGAAUGCGAAUGGCUCGAAUCUGCGUUGAUGAUCGGGGCGUUCUGCGGUUUGCCGACAACUAUCUACUUCGUCGACAGGAUCGGGAGGAAGUACUCGAUGCUGUUGGCGUCCGCCGUGACUUUCGUUGUGUGGAUUGUGAUCGGGGUGGCGAAAAAUAUGACGUACCUCUACGCGGCGAGAUUCUUCGCUGGUAUGGCUGGGGAUAUGGCGUUCGUAGCCGCUCCGAUGUAUAUCGCGGAAAUAGCUCAUCCGAAGAUUCGAGGGUUCUUGUCCAGCAUCAUCUACCUCAUGAUGCUGAUAGGAAUUUUGUUUGUUUACGCCAUUGCACCGUUCGUGCCCUACUACGUACCCAGUAUUGUCGGUGGCGCUCUAGCUUUAAUCGAGCUAGUUACGUUUGCGUUCAUGCCCGAAUCUCCGUAUUACUUGAUCUUCAGAAAUCUAAACGACGAAGCGAGAGCGUCGCUAGGCAAGCUGAGAAAGUACGACAGAUCUGACGAAGUAGAAAAAGAAUUCGAGGACAUAUGUCAAGCGGUGAGGAGGCAGAAAACGGAGAAGGGUAGGCCCCAGGAUUUGAUACUAAUUCCGAGUAACAGGAAAGCGAUACUUAUAAUGACUGUGCUGAACGGAUCGCAGCAUCUGAGCAGCAUCAGCGUCCUGCUGAUGAACUUGCAUUUAAUUCUCAACGAAGCGGGUUCGGUGUACAUCGAAACCUCUUACGCCGCUAUAAUUUUUGCCGCCCUGAUGUUCAUCGCUGCGACAACGGCGUCGAUGAUUCUAGAUCGAUGCGGAAGGAAAGUUUUGCUGACCAUAUCGGCCCUUCUGACCGGCACCUCCCUGUUGGUCAUCGCAAUUUAUUUCAACCUGAUGGCAGCGGGACACGAUGUGAAAUCGAUCAGUUGGUUGCCGAUCGUUUCGGUUAUGUGCUACGCGGCCGUUUUCAAAUUUGGUUUAGGUAUUGUACCUAUAGUAGUCACUGCUGAAAUAUUUCCGACGAAGAUGAAAGCGAUAGGAAUGACCCUAGCGGAUUCGAUGUACGUCCUGUUCGCUAUCAUUUCGUUGGAACUGUACGCGUGGUUACACGACGCCUACGGAAACCACGUACCCUUCUAUUUGUUUUCCGCCUGUUGCUAUUUGACAGCCCUGUUUACCAUAUUCGUGAUACCCGAGACUAAGGGCAAGACUUUGGAGGAAAUACAGAUGUUGCUCAAAGGCCACGACAAAGAAGUGAGCGUUCAUCUUCCCAAGUACGCGGGGGAAAUUUAUGGUUGAAUUAAUUAAACGACAGACGAGGUGGGACACCGAAAAUGUUGAAUAAUUUUGGUUAACUGUAACAUUUUUUUGUAGAUUUCUAAUUUUUAAUCAGUGAUGUAAAGUGUCAUCCUUGGUCUAUGCGUUAAUGGUGUCGGAUUAUAUUUUAAAAAAUUUUCCAGUUGGAAAAAAUGCUGAAUAAGCUGGUAUUUUGCACACAGCCCAGAUUUAGCAAAAGUGUUUCAGAAAUCUGUCACUAGAGGGCACUUUACCUAGAACAUUUUGCAAAGAUAUUGCAAAAUAGAGGAGAUUGCAGAAUCACAAAUCCUCAAAACUCUUGUUAUAAGUCGAUAAGUGUUAUCGUUUAGGCACAAAUCGACUUCUUUAUUCUCUGCCCGAAUACCCCACAUUUCUAAUUUACACAAAGGUGAUACAGGAUAUCGUGAUAUGCAUUUCUGUUACGGAAAAACAAGCAGGCGACGUGCACUAAAUAUUUCAAAACAGAAUGCUACAAAUUAAAAAAAAUGAAAAAAUGGCAUAAGUCUAUAAUAUGUUUAAUUUCAGCAACAAUACAUUUAACAUUUUCGGAAACAAAAAAUUAUUAAUAAUAAUCGGAAUUAAACAGUAUACAACGAUAAUUGCAAUUAAUUUUCAAAAUGCCCACCGUUCAUUUCUAAAAAUUUUCCUAUUUCAAAUGAUUUCCCACCGUUUAUUAUUUUUUGUCGGAGAUCACUGAUAUCUGUUGUAGCUGUUUCGUACACUAAAGACUGUAAGUGCCCUCAAAAAAAGAAAUCCAUCAGAUUUAAGGUCUGAUGACCGAGGCGGCCUAGCUAGAGAUCCGCCCCGACCUAUUCAUCGAUGCUAAAAUACCUGAUUUAAAUAUCUUCGUACAGCGAAUGUAAAAUGUUUUGUCUCCACUGCAAGAGUACCUCUUCCAGCAAAGGUGGUAGUUCCUCUUGGAGAAAUUGCAAAUACAUUUCCCCAUUAGGCGACCCUUUAAAGAAAUGAGGUCCUAGAAGUUUAUUUCCUAUAAUCCCUGCCUAUACAUUUACAGAAAACUUCAAUUUCUAGUCUAGUCCGUGAAUAAAAUGAUAUUUAAAAAUUACGAGUAAUUUAAAAUUUUUAUUAAAAAUUGAUGACAUAAAAUUACUCUCAAUUGCUUAUCAACCUCAAACCGUGCUUGAACCCUUUGAACAUGAAAGGGCCGAACAUCAUUUUCAUACAAAACUUCCUAAACUGUGGAUCAAGCAAUUUUUUCCUGAGCAGCAAGUUUUCUUGAACUCAUUGAUGGGUCAGCCUCCACAUUUUGAAGUAUUCUUCCUUUUCUUGCAGCGGUUCUUUUGUACCUUAGUCUCCCUUUAUUCAUAUUAUCAGGUUUGAAUGAUCCUCUUUUGGAAUUCAUCUAUGUAUGUUGAUGAAUCUUUUACAGGGGAAACAUUUGUAUUGGGAUAAGCCUAGAUAUAAAGCCGUCAUGCUUGAUGUAAAUUUCCAUUUGCUCUUCUGUAGCAAAAAUGCAUAUCGCCAUAAACAGUAUUUCAAUAUUUCUGAUGGGUCAUCACAGUAGCAGUAAAACAAGAGUAAUAAUUUUUGAAGAUUUGUGAUUUUGCUUAAGGCAAUUUGUUCUAUUUUGCAAUAUCAGUCCAAAUAAAUAAAAUACAGGGAAAAUUUAAAAAAUAUUCUAGGUAAAGUGCCCUCCGGUGACAGAUUUCUGAAACAUUUUUAUUUGUAUCGACAACUUUUGCAAAAUGAGGCUUGUGUAUAAAAUACCAACUUAUUCCGUUCAGAAUUAAGCAUACUGAAUUUUGACAAGCUCGGACUCGGAAAAUAUUACGAUUUCGAAUUUUCGUUACAUGAUUUACUACCAUUAUUUUACCACAAUGAAUAUUUUCUCCAAGUUUCCGAACUCAAUUUCCGAACACCCUGCAUACCAACACCAACGGUGCGUAAAAAGAGGCGGCGAAAAUUUGGAAAAAUAUAUAUUUGAAAUAUUUGUUCUAUAUACAGAUUGAUUUUCUUUUUCUUCAAGUGCCUAUUCGGUUAGCGUGUUGACCAAUUUCAAUGGUUUUUUAAACAAAAAAAUCUUCUUCUGAGAAGUUCCUGUUUUCCUGGGAUUUUUCCUUGUACUGUUUGCAUCUUUUCUCGUUUCGCAUUAUGUGACCUAAGUAUUCGAACUUGUCUAUUUUCAUUGUAAUUAACUUAUUUCCUUUUAGCAUCCUACAAAUUACUUCUUCAGUUUUCACACAGUCUACCUAAUUCUAAUAUCAUUCAAAAGAUGCAUUGUUUCAUCGCUAAAGAAUUUCAGUGUCUAUUUGCCGUUAGGAGGAUUGCGAUCUUUACUUUAUCUACUACGAUGUUACUCUGAUUAUCUACUAUUCUGUUCGUUGCUCUCGCUAUAUAAAUUCUAAUAGCUCCUUGUAAUUUUUUGUGAACAGUAUUCUUCUAAUUUAUUCGUUUUGGCAUUUUAAAUUUUCUUCUUCCUAUUUGCCUGUGGGCUUUUAGAUAGUCAAUUAGUCGCAUUUAGCCUAAAAAUAACUAACACCGCUUGGCAUUUCUCUCCACCAGAGUUUGUGACUGACGUUCUCUUCGGAAAAACUUCAACUCCAUCCAGCUUCAGAUGUGCUAAAUAGGAUUUAUAUCUUGGGUUCUAGAAGGCCGUUUAGUAGGACUCAAAUUUUGAGGCUAGAGGAGGGCCAAGGCCUUACUAAUAAAGUAAUAUUACUUAAUGUAAGCACUUUGAAAAAAUGAAAAAAGUUUAAAAAAUUAGGGAAACUUUAUUUUUGUAUUAAACGCCACUGAAAGUCAAACUUAAACUGUAUGGUGAAUAAAAUCAUUGCAUUUAUCCGACGUGAUAUCAAACAGUAAAUCAUAUCUCAAUUUUUAAAAAUCUUUUUUUAAAAUUUCAUAAGUCCUUUAUUCCACGCCGCUGGUAUUGCGCAUUUUAUUUACAAGUUUACAACGUCAUAAACAACAAUGCCUGACUCCUCAUAUUAUCCAAGCAAGAAUUUAAAAUAAUAAUUUGACGCCACUGGCGCAUUGCAAGAAAAUCCAAAAUCGGCACGGUUAUAGCCAACCAAAAUUAAGCGACUUUAUUGUAGUCCCAUUUCAUCUGAAGUUAAGUUUAGUUUCAAAACGUUUUUGGCGUACAAGUUAUUCUGAGAAAGCAAAACUUUAAUGUUUAACGUGUGUGCUAAGUAUCCGAUAUAUUGGUCUAGCUUAUUACUUGAUGACUAUUGUUCAAUUUGACUAAACAGUUGAACGAACUCCAGUGAACUAUGCUAAAUUUUUAAAAUGGCUUACGAUAAAAAAUAUAGGAACUAAUCCUCUAACACGAUAGUACGUUCUAUUGGUUUAAAAAAAAACAAUUUUCUGACUUUUCCUUCUGGUGCUGUCUUCUUUUGAAGGUUUGCGAUCAUUUUGGCUAUCUGUAUUUUGGAGACCGCCGCGCGACAUAAGGAUCUGGUAUUCUUUCCAUACCACCAUCUCAAGUUCUUAAGCCACGAUAUACAUCUCAGUCCUGAUGCUCGUCACCAUUUAAUUUUUCCUGUAUGAUUAGUUGAGCAAGUCUCAUAACAUGUCUGAAGUAUUCGAUGAUAAACCCACAUUUCAAAGGCUUCCAUCCUUUUGCAAUGCCAUGCCUCUAAUCCAUAAAGCACGAUCGGAAAUAUCACAAGGUGUAGUCUUAAACUUAGAUUCAAUUUUAUAUUUGUAAGAAGCGGUUUUAUUUUGAUAAAUGCAAUCUGGCUCUUUAAAUGCGGAUCCGUAUUUCCUGUCCAAUGUCCUAUUGCUCAAUAAUCAUAUAUUAUCCGCAUAGUGAUUACUUUUCUUCUUUGACGGCAUCAAAUCUUAAUAACUUUAUUCAGACCUAAAAAACUGGUGGUAAAUUAAAAAUAAACUCUGGGUUUCACUGAGUUCUAGAAAAAUCUUAUUACAAAGUUACCAAACUUUAUUACAACUUUACGUAACUUGUGACUUUUGAAAACGCGUUGGUCAUGCGUUUUAAGGGCCACACACCGUAGAACGUGCUAAAGAGAAAUCUGUGAAAGCAGACCUCAAGACAUCUUCAAAUUUCAGCUUGGCGAUUUUGCAUUAGACAAUGAAGCAAUAAGUUUGUAAAUUUCAUGUACCGGUUUAAGGCAUUUGAUAUUUUGCAAGCAAAGCUAAUUUAUAAUGUUAUUUAUGACUUUCAAAAACUGUAAAACAAGCAUUUUAAGUCAAUGCUUUUAUAUUAAUAAUAAUAAUAAUAAUAAUAAUAAUAAUAAUUCUCAAACAAUAAGCUAAACCCAUCCAUGACAAUAUUUUCUUGAAACGUAAUUUAUGGUACUCUCUAAGUGUUUAUCAAACGAAUCAGUAUUAAAUCUGCCUAACGUGCCUAUUAUUUUGUCAUUAACUUCAAAGUCUGUGAUAAAUUUAGAAAUUGACUUGAAUAAAUUAUCUAUGAAUUAA
Molecule: messenger RNA, 6067 nt
Organism: Cylas formicarius (sweet potato weevil)
Lineage: Eukaryota; Metazoa; Arthropoda; Insecta; Coleoptera; Brentidae
Product: facilitated trehalose transporter Tret1-like
Exons: 2
Coding region: 203-1645 (480 amino acids)
Biological process (GO): transmembrane transport
Cellular component (GO): membrane
Molecular function (GO): transmembrane transporter activity
Source: RefSeq, a predicted model, not a curated record